Messenger RNA from Cyanidioschyzon merolae strain 10D, 534 nucleotides. Its product is annotated as small heat shock protein, hsp20 family. Bases 1 to 534 code for a protein of 177 amino acids. NCBI's taxonomy places the organism in Eukaryota, Rhodophyta, Bangiophyceae, Cyanidiales, Cyanidiaceae. The record is from RefSeq and is a predicted model, not a curated record. Gene Ontology annotation, biological process: response to heat; protein complex oligomerization; response to hydrogen peroxide. The transcript has a single exon.
AUGAGCUACUACUUCUUUGAUCCGUUUGAGGACCUUAUGGACGACUGGUUUUUCGGGUUCCCGCGCGUCUCGCGGCGUCGUCAAGCUGCUCUUCAGCAACAGCAACAGCAACAGCAGUACGAUGACCAGAAACCGGCCAAGGCCAACGGUGUGGUCGCGAGGCCGCAGAACGUCAUGGCGAUGAUAACGCCGCGGGUGGACUUCAAGGAGACCCCCGAGGCGUACGAGAUCAAUGCGGAGCUCGCGGGUGUGCCUCGCGAUCAGGUGAAGGUGGAGCUGCACGGGGACCUCUUGACCAUUCGCGGCGAGAAGCGCGAGGAGAAUCGCGCUGAGGAGAAAGACGAAGGCGGGCGUGUUGUGUACCUGCGUACGGAGCGGGCCUUUGGUGCGUUCGAGCGUUCGCUCAAGCUGCCGAAGAAUGUCGACCGUAACAGCAUCAAGGCCACGCAUAAGGACGGGGUGCUCAACAUCGUCAUCAAUAAGCUGAAGAAGGACGAGGACGAGAAAAUGAAUAUUGAGGUGACCGAGGCGUGA